GGGGAAGGGCCUAAGCUCUGGAUGGCAGAGCUCCUUGCUCAAGAUGACCCGUCGCCGGUGACCGCCGAUCUCUCCUCCGUAGCCCCCACGCUGGCCAACGGCGUCCACCCCCAGCGCAGGGGCAAAAACCGCUCCUGCCCAUCAAAGCGGGAGGCAACUGGCUCGGAGCCACCUGGAAGCAUGCAAACACACAUAGACACUCAAACGCUUUCUCCCCCCAAUUUGGACUCUUGUGGCCCUGUAGAGGCCCAACAGUCCCGAACUCAACGCACAACAUCACCUCAGUCCUUGUCUUUAGCGCUCGGCAAUCAUCCGACCGCCGCCAAUCAGGCGGUUGGGCGGACCCUCGAUGCAGAUAUGGAGAUACCCGCAAAUGUCUGUCCCAGUACGGGCCCGUCACCUCUCAUUGUUGAGGCUGAAAGGAAGUAUGCGUUGCGCAGCUCCGGACGUUCUCGCUUCCCUUGUCAUGUGCGCAAAUCAUCCCGCCUCCGGCGAACCCUGGACGAAGAUGAGAGGAGAGCAGAGAAGGAGAGACCAAAUGAGGAGGCGGUUGAAGCCUUUGAGGAGAAGAUCUGGAGGGUUAAAGAGGAACAGGUAGAAGAAGCUGUCCUGAAAAAGGAGCAACCAUCCUUGGCACCUGUCAUCCCUACGGCUGUUUGCCCUGCAGAUGUUCCUCUUGCGUUAACCGUACCCAAGAUGGUCCCCAAAGCUACCCCGAAACUUGGUCCUAGACUCGGGCACAGACCUGGACCUAAAUCUCGAUCGAGGCCGGGUCCCAAGUCGGUCCAGAGGCCCGGUCCUAAAAGUGUCAUGAGGCAGCGUCUGGCAGCACAAGCAGCCUUACAGGGUGGCGCCACUCAUUUCCCACCGCCUGUCAUUGCGCCACUUUUGAAGAAGGAGUUGCAAAUUUUCUCCCCCAAUGGCCGGAGGUGUGGACGCUUUGUCGGAGUGCGGAGGAUCGUAGUCAAAGUGGCUCGCAUUCCCGUGAACCUCGGCCGGCGACAGAAAAGCUACAAGAUCUCCAAUUUGGAGACAUUUGCGGCGCCUGAGAAGGGCGGUACUCUGGAGGGCCCGGAAGUGGCUAAGGAGCCGACAGCACUCCUCCGCAUGAAGAACAAUGGCAAGAGCGUUAUGGUCAUGUUCCCUCCCGGAGAAUUGCCUCUAAUUGUCAAACGAAGGCGAGGGCGACCACCCAAACAGCCAAUUCCCUUGGUAUCAGGGGAGGUCCCUGCUACCUGUGGCGAUGGAGAACAACUUAAAAAGCCCCGGAGGAGGCGACGGACUAAACUCCCUUGUCCCUAUCCAUCAUAUGUUAGUGAUACCAAUGAUAUAAAAACAGAGUAUGGGGAUGUUCUAUCAAAACUGGCUUUUUUGAAUCGCCAGCCUCCCACCACUGGCCGAUGCUCCCCCCCUCGCUGCUGGACACCCAGUGAGCCGGAGAGCUUCCACACCCCCUCAGAAAACCCGGGAAUAUCCGCCCUACUGCACAGGCUCACUGGGUUUAGGCGACCCCGGGGCAGCAGAGGAGGAGGUGCUGGAAGAGGUGGGGCUACAGCAGGGGGUGCUGGGAACUGUGAGCACAAUAAAAGCACCUUCUGUGACUUCUUUGAGUCCAUUGGCAAGAAGCGAAAACUGAGUCCCCUCACUGAGCAUGGAUUACCCAGAAAAAGGGGGAAAGGUGUGGGUGGAGUCGGUAGAGGCGGGGGUGUGGUCGGAACCGAGCCUGGGGGUGAGAAGACAGUCAGGAAGAGACGCGUGAGGAAAAAUGGCACAUUAAAAGGAGAGGGGGGUUGCAUGGGACAGGACUGGCCCAAUGGUGCUGGCGGUUGGGGUGCGGAGGACACUGGUAAACGGUACGAGCUCUGCAGAUCUACAAGAGGGGGCUUUUCCUCCGGUGUGGUCGGCAGGAGAGGGGCCUACAGCCGCGGAAGCAGGGUAGUCCGGCAAGUCAGGGAAGACUCGCAAAGUCUGUUUGCAGGGUAUUUCCGAUCCCUGCUGGACUCGGAUGAUUCAUCUGAACUUUUGGACAUCUCGCAAUCAAACGCGCGCAAAGCUUCAUCCGGUCACAGUUAUGAGUCAUCCAGCCCAGCGUCUGGUCACCAGUGGUCCACAGCCAUCCCAAAAUGGGGAGCCAACGGGGCAAGUUGUGCAGCGGAUAGUCCGGCGCAAACACAUGGCUCUUCUGCUGGGCCUCCUUACAGCUAUGCCAGCCAGAAUCAAACAUCCCCUACCCCUUCUGCGUACCUUAAAUCCACCCCACCGUCACUUUCGCACUCUCCCAGUUCCCCCCACCCUGCCAGCUACGGCCACUACUCUCCUGCCUACGCCGCAUCUUCUUGCGCCGGGCCCCAGAGAUCCUCAGACUGCAGUUUUUCCUAUAACAGCAGUGGUAAGACUUUAGUUCAUGACCGGGGUCAGAUUGGCUACUCCGGUUACCAGUCGGCAGCCAGGAAGGGGUACACUGGAAGUCCUGCCACAGGACCCAUAUCACCAAGUGGAGGCUACAUGUCGGUGGCCAAAGGAGGGACCUUUAGUUCCUCAUCCUCGCCAGAGUGUUACAAACAAUACACCAGCAACCAGUGGAGUUUAAGGCAAGGUUACGGUGGCUGGUCAGCAGACAAUUUUGGCUCUCACGCUUACAGUGAAUAUGGCUCCAAUGAGUCAAAGGACAUCUUGGACAUCUCCAACUACACCCCUCAGAAGUCCAAGAGACCCCCUUUUCCAGAGAGCCUGUCGGAGUCCUCCUCCGACUCCUCGCAUCCCGGCUCGGGGGCGGCCGGGAGUGGAACUCCUUCCAUGGGUGGAGUCUUCAAACAAAGCGAAACAGUCAGUGGGGAGGGAGCUCCGUCCAGCCUUUCUAGCUUGGAAAAGCUGAUGAUCGACUGGCACGAAAGCGCUUCAGCGCCUUCCUACAACUGGAGUCAGAACGUCCUCUUCCAGGGCGGGGGGACCAGCAAGCCUGGCCGGGGGCGCAGGAAAAGGAUUGAACAGACGGAGAAAGAGGGGGCCUCGGUUUUACACUCCGAUUCCCCGUCCAGUCCCUCUCCAACUCUCACUCCUAAGCGGGGAGGGGCUGGAGGACGAGGCCGAGGGUCGAGAGGAGGCAGAGGGGGAAUAUCCGGGUGCCCGAGAGAGCGUCUUUCUGGAUCCAAAGGCAGGGGAAAAGCUGCAGCUUCUUCUUCGGGUCUGGAGGCUUCUGGCUUAUUCCAGGAGGGCCUGGACUAUUACAGCGGAGAUAGUAGCAGCCUCUCUCCCUUAGCUACUCCUAAUUCAGCACCCCCUUCCACCUACCUCCAAGAUCCCUGUGAGUACCCCUCCCCAUAUUCUGCCCACCCUUCUACGCCAUCUUCUGAAGAGCGAUAUCCAGCCUUGUACCCUGGAGAGUCCUCUUCCUCCCUGUCCCCUGGUGUGUCGUCUCCCCCUUACCCUGCAAAAUCGCAGUCUUAUCACCUUGCCCCCUCCAGAAACUUCUCCCCAUCCUGCUCCCCUUUACCACGAGUAACACCUCACUGCAGCUCGGCAAUGAGCCCCUCAUACCGCCCCCCUCCUAAAGAAGCGCCGUUCUCUCAAUACGACUCCCCCAGUUACUGCGGUUCGCCCUACUGGUACGGACAAACGUCGCACAGCAGCACCCCCAGCCCAAGUACCCACCCUCAUACGAGCCCACACGCCAACACUCACGGAAACCUUCUGGCAAGCCCCAACGCUCACAUGAACCCGCCGCCUCAUGAGCCGCAGCAUCACCUGAGCUCCCAUGCCAAACCUUACCCUGGCAACUCCCUUACUCACGCCCACACCAACAAUCAGCCUCAUCUUGGCACGCAGGCUGCCGCCCACUCGGCGCCAUCGCUCUACGAAGAGUGCAGUACCGCGACCACACACAAGCAGGAGCUGAUGCCGCGCCAAGGCCUGCUAACAUCGCCGCCGUACACAAAAAGCAACAUAGAGGAGGACUCCGGUGCUUACUCGCUGUCCCAUGUUUCCUGCCAAGCCAUGGGGCAUCGUUAUCCAUCACAGGCGUCGCAGCAGGGAACCGGAGUGCUGUGCCAGCUUUUGGACCAAGGCCAUGAUGAUGGCUUUAGCGUGACCAGCCUGUAA
Nerophis lumbriciformis (worm pipefish) is the source of this 4098-nucleotide messenger RNA. The record is from RefSeq and is a predicted model, not a curated record. NCBI's taxonomy places the organism in Eukaryota, Metazoa, Chordata, Actinopteri, Syngnathiformes, Syngnathidae.